GCCCCAGCCCCCGCACCAACUCAUCUAACAAUGUCCGGACGUGGCAAGGGCGGCAAGGGCCUGGGCAAGGGCGGUGCCAAGCGCCACCGCAAGGUGCUUCGCGACAACAUCCAGGGCAUCACCAAGCCCGCUAUCCGCCGUCUGGCUCGCCGUGGCGGUGUGAAGCGUAUUAGCGGCCUGAUUUACGAGGAGACCCGCACGGUGCUGAAGACCUUCCUGGAGAACGUCAUCCGCGACUCGGUCACCUACACCGAGCACGCUCGCCGCAAGACCGUGACCGCCAUGGACGUGGUGUACGCCCUGAAGCGCCAGGGCCGCACCCUGUACGGCUUCGGUGGUUAAGCGAUUACCUUGGCGGCAGGUGUGGGGAGCAACGUACCCAACGUGUCUUCCCCACGGUCGUGCCCCUUCCACCUGGCUGUCUACCGCUUCAUCCAAAACUCGGUGUUUCUCAACACCACCCUGACACGUAUUGCCUCUUUUUAGCAGGGUCAUAAUCAGAGCAUACGAAGGGCGAUAGUUCACAGGGUCAGAGUUGCGUGGAGCGCGUGGGACUGUGGGAGAGUUGCUUACGCGCAAUGCCUGUGCGUGCCCGGUCAUAACCGUCUGGUAGCCGUGGUUGCCUGCCUGCUUGUGGCCUGUUCAUGGAGGCUGCAGACCAGAGGAGGGAGUCUUUCCUGCUGCAGACUGCAUGAGCUCAAUGGUUGUGUCGUCUCAUUGGCGGUCUGCUUGGGGAUGUCUGGAUGUGUCUGCCCUAGCGAUUGGCAGCGAGACGGGGGAGGCGGUUGCCAGGCGGUUUCUCUAUGUCCGAGAUGGGGUCUCGAAAUAGCUGUAGGCAUACCCCUGCGGUCCUUCUGCGUACCGGUGCGAUUGGGGCCUUUAGGUUUACGGUUUCCGCCGAUGGGGGGAAACAGAUGGAACAUGGAGGUACGGCGGUAUGGCAUGCUGUGCAAGUUGAUGGGACGUGAACCACAAUAGCUUGAGGGCAGACAGCACAGUGCCGGCGUGUUUCAUUUGGGCUCCACUGGUGCUGCCUCACUCACAGGUUUCGCCUGGCACAACACUU
Chlamydomonas reinhardtii is the source of this 1066-nucleotide messenger RNA. RefSeq lists its product as uncharacterized. The record is from RefSeq and is a predicted model, not a curated record. Gene Ontology annotation, cellular component: nucleosome. Lineage: Eukaryota; Viridiplantae; Chlorophyta; Chlorophyceae; Chlamydomonadales; Chlamydomonadaceae. Bases 31 to 342 code for a protein of 103 amino acids. The transcript has a single exon. Gene Ontology annotation, biological process: nucleosome assembly. Gene Ontology annotation, molecular function: protein heterodimerization activity; DNA binding; structural constituent of chromatin.